This is a messenger RNA of Loxodonta africana (African savanna elephant), 2229 nucleotides long. Its product is annotated as olfactory receptor 52E2-like. Gene Ontology annotation, molecular function: G protein-coupled receptor activity; olfactory receptor activity. The coding region runs from base 563 to 1510 and encodes 315 amino acids. Gene Ontology annotation, cellular component: plasma membrane. NCBI's taxonomy places the organism in Eukaryota, Metazoa, Chordata, Mammalia, Proboscidea, Elephantidae. The record is from RefSeq and is a predicted model, not a curated record. The transcript has a single exon. Gene Ontology annotation, biological process: G protein-coupled receptor signaling pathway.
UGUUCUAGAGGUAUUACCAUUCAAAGAGCAUAUGCACCUGGAAAGAUUAUGAUUCCCUCAUGUGUUCUUUCAACAAAUGAAUACUGAGGUUUUACCUCAUGCAAUAAGCCUUGAAGACCAUGAAUUAUUUGUAGGGAUACAUUUCAAGGAAAACAACAUUGUAGAAUUUUGCCCAUUGCCUUGUUAGGCUGUGAAUAACCAAUGUAACUUAUUAGGAACUUUUUCCAUCCUAUCUAUCAGGGGUGGGGUAAGAUCACCUAGUUUCAGGCAGAAUACUCUACAGGUUCUGAGCCUAACACAGGCUUAUUAUCAGAGAAGAUCUCCUCCUCAACAACCAGUCCUUAAUAAGAUGAAUAGAUGGCAGUGAGUGACACAGUACUUUUAAAUUAUAGAAGCUCGAAAAUGGGGGACUUAAAAGAUGAACAAACAUGCUUGGUUGUGUUUUUAUGCUGAGCUAGUCUAUUGCAGAUUUGUCAGAGCACAUGCACUUUUGACUACAUUCUGAUCUGUCCUAAGGACAAAUGAGGGAAACAGAGUAAGACUACAUGUCGUCAGAAUCACCAUGGUUGACUUUAAUUCCAGUGCAUUCACCAAUCCCAGUACUUUCAUCCUGAUGGGCAUUCCUGGUCUGGAAGACUUUCACAUUUGGAUAUCCAUCCCUUUCUGCUCAAUGCAUGUUAUUGCCCUAAUUGGAAACAUAGUCAUCCUUUUCAUCAUCAAAACAGUGACUGUUCUCCAUGAACCCAUGUUCUAUUUUCUUUCCAUGUUGGUCAUCACAGACCUCAUCUUGUCAACCUCUACCCUUCCCACGAUGUUGAGUAUCUUCUGGUUCAAUUAUCAUGAGAUCAGCUUCCAUGCCUGCCUUACUCAGAUGUUUUUCAUCCAUGCUUUCUCUGGGGUGGAGUCAGGGCUUCUUGUGGCCAUGGCACUGGACCGGUAUGUGGCAAUCUGUAACCCUCUGAGACACUCUUCUAUUCUUACAAAUGUAGUGGUAGCCCAAAUUGGCAUAGUGGCACUUCUACGGGAGUUAGUUCUGAUGACACCACAUCCCUUCUUACUAAGGAGGUGGCCAUAUUGCCAGACCAAUGUGGUCCCACACACAUACUGUGAGCAUAUGGCUGUGGUGAAAUUGGCUUGUGCUGAUAUUUCUGUCAAUAGUCUUUACAGUUUGGCAGUCAUUGUCUUGAUUCUUGGGACUGAUGUGACAUGCAUCUCUCUGUCUUAUAUACAUAUACUCCAUACUGUAUUGAGCCACCCUUCUAAAGAUGCCAGGUUGAAGACUCUCAGCACUUGUGGAUCCCAUGUUUGUGUCAUCCUCACUUUCUACAUCCCUGCUCUUUUCUCAUUCCUCACCCACCGUUUUAGUAGGCAUAUCCCAUUGCACACCCACAUUUUGGUGGCCAACACAUAUUUGCUAGUGCCUCCUGCAUUGAACCCUAUCAUUUAUGGAAUGAGGACUAAGCAGAUCCGAGAAUGUGUUAUACAAUUAUUCAUGACUAAAAUCAGCUGAGGAUUAUGGACCCUACUUUCCUUUGAACCUCCUGCCUCCUAGAAUGCUUUAAUGAAAAUUUCUGAGAUUAUAGAAUCAGCAAAAGCAGGAAUUAGAAUAAAAGUUAUAUACACUGUGUUUAAACUAUAUAAGUGUCUGUGUGUAAUUACACCUGUCUGUUUCUAGCACACUUAAGCACUUAAUGAAAUUUAUUAGGUUGUUUUAAUCUCAUUCCUUGCCUGCACAUGUGUUUGUUUAGUGCCUUCACAAAUCAAGUUUAUUAUUUUUUCUUAUAAGCUUUCACCAAAAAAAGAGUAUUCUUCUGAGUAUUUUUUUGGUGUUGUUGUUAAAGGAAUUUGGAAGUAUAUGAGCCUGACAUUAUUCAGAGUCAUUCUAUGAUGGAUUUGUAGCUUCAUCAUAACCAGAGUGAAAAGCUUUGGAAGUGGUGAUAAAAGGUUAGAAGAGAGGAAGUAUGACAAGUCAAAUAAUUUUAACUUUGUAACUGAUGAAACACAAUUCAAUCUAUGACAUUCUAACCCUUUGGCCCCCCAAAAUUCAUGCCCUUGCCACAUGUAAAACAUACUCACUCCAUCAUAUCAUAGCAAAAUCUUACAUCAACUCCAAAACCCAAAAAUUCCUCUUCAUCUGUGAAAUCUAGAAUACAGAUUAUCUGCUUCCAAAGUACAAUGAUGAAACAGGCACAAGCUAGACAUUUGAGGAGGGUGCAAUUUGGGGAUUAU